This is a messenger RNA of Clupea harengus (Atlantic herring), 2729 nucleotides long. RefSeq names its product G protein subunit alpha z (gene gnaz). Lineage: Eukaryota; Metazoa; Chordata; Actinopteri; Clupeiformes; Clupeidae. Gene Ontology annotation, biological process: adenylate cyclase-modulating G protein-coupled receptor signaling pathway. Gene Ontology annotation, cellular component: cytoplasm; heterotrimeric G-protein complex. The record is from RefSeq and is a predicted model, not a curated record. Gene Ontology annotation, molecular function: G protein-coupled receptor binding; G-protein beta/gamma-subunit complex binding; GTP binding.
CUCUCUCUCUCUCUCUCUCUCUCUCUCUCUCGGUUUCUCUCUGAUUCUCAUGAUUUAAUCCUGGCUGUUUUCCCCUUCUCUCAAAUACCAUUGACUCCUCCCUCUGUUUCUCUCCCGCACACUCUCUCUCUCUCUCUUUCUCUCUCUCUCGCUCUGACACACUAAAACACACACGCACAAACACAAGCGCACACACACCCUCCUCCCCCACCGCUGCAGUGUCUCUUAACUGCCUUGGAGCUAGCGGCAGAGGAAACGGCACACACACACAAUAAUACAAGGAAGGGAGCCAGAGAAAUACAGAAGGCAAAGAAGAGGAAGAAAAAAACGGAGGGAGAAAGUGAUAAAGACAAAGAGAGAAAAGGAGAGGGAGAAAGAGAGAGAGAGAGAGAGAGAGAGAGAGGAGAGGGAGAAAUAAAAGGAGAGAGAGAGAACGAGGGAGAGGUGGCGUUCUGUAAGGAGGAGAUACAGGGCUGGAGAAAAAAAGAGGAGGAUGUUGGGGGAUUGGGACUAAAGAUUGCACACUCCCUUUUUGCCUGACUGUGAAUGUUUGUCUGCAGUGCCAGCGCUGAAUGGAAGGCAUACGGUGAAACGGAAUCGGGGCCAGAUUCACAGUGGCUCUAAUGAGAGAGAGCACAGAAACCGCUGAAAGCACACACCACCACGGCUCCACUAGAAAAAACACCCGUAAUCAAAAAACACGCCGCUUCCGAGUGAGCUCAAGAUAGACGGUACCAAACAACGGGAGAAAGAGAGGAGCGGAAAUAAGUAAAAGAGAAGAAAGAAAGAAAGAAAGAAAGAGGGACACAAGAGACGAAAGGCAGCCUGACAAAGAGAGGGUGGAUGCAUGCAGUGUCUGGAGGACCGCGAGGCAGUGGGGAAGCCAUGAGGGCAGGGAGACAGGGGGUUUCGCCAUCUCCGAGUGCUGUUCCCCAGCACCGCCGACUCCACUGACCACACUGUGGUGCACCCCCACCCCCCCCUCCCCCCACGCACAACCCUCCUCCUCUUCCCUUGCCCAACUUUAUCCUGGGGAGCAAGCCUGCUAUGAUCCCCUCCUCCUGGGACAGCAGCCUGGUUGUCCAGCCCGAACUUCAGGGCCUGCUGGGGCCAACUGCCAUGUCCUGGUAGAUCGCUGGGUCUGAAAAAAAGGUUCUGGGGUCUGUUGCUGCAACCACGAAACCAUCAGUGCUCAGGAGGUGAAGGAUGCAACUGACUUGAUUCGAUCUAAUCGCCUCUCCUUGAUGCUGCACAAGUCUUCCUAGUCUGAUUGAAGAUUAGGGGCUCAAAUAUUACAAAGGAUAUCACUGAUUACUUCCGUCUUUUGACUCUCCCUCUCCCUCUUCACUUUCACUGUCAUUUUUUUCACUUCCACUUUUUUGUCAUUCCUACCACUUUCCCGGCACCAUCUCCACCCUGCAAAGGAUCAUGGGAUGCCGGCAGAGCUCGGAGGAGAAAGACGCGGCGCGGCGGUCCCGGCGCAUUGACCGCCACCUGCGCUCGGAGAGUCAGCGCCAGCGGCGUGAGAUCAAGCUGCUCCUCCUCGGCACCAGCAACUCGGGCAAGAGCACCAUCGUCAAGCAGAUGAAGAUCAUCCACAGCGGCGGCUUCAACCUGGAUGCAUGCAAGGAGUACAAGCCCCUCAUCCUCUACAACGCCAUCGACUCACUCACGCGCAUCAUCCGUGCACUCGCCACCCUCAAGAUCGACUUCCACAACCCCGACCGGGCCUACGACGCCGUGCAGCUCUUUGCACUGACCGGGCCGGCCGAGAGCAAGGGGGAGAUCACGCUGGAGCUGCAGGGCGUCAUGAAGCGCCUGUGGUCCGAUUCGGGCGUGCAGGAGUGCUUCCAGCGCUCCAAUGAGUACCACCUGGAGGACAACACCGCCUACUACCUGAAUGACCUGGACCGCAUCUCUGCGGCCGAGUUCAUCCCUACGGUGGAGGACAUCCUGCGCUCGCGGGACAUGACCACCGGCAUCGUGGAGAACAAGUUCACCUUCAAGGAACUCACCUUCAAGAUGGUGGACGUGGGCGGCCAGCGCUCAGAGCGGAAGAAAUGGAUCCACUGCUUUGAGGGCGUGACCGCUAUCAUCUUCUGCGUGGAACUGAGUGGCUACGAUCUCAAGCUGUACGAGGACAACCAGACGAGUCGCAUGGCGGAGAGCUUGCGCCUCUUCGACUCCAUUUGCAACAACAACUGGUUCACCAACACCUCGCUCAUCCUCUUCCUCAACAAGAAGGACCUGCUGGCCGAGAAGAUCAAGCGCAUCCCGCUGACCGUCUGCUUUGCCGACUACAAGGGCCAGAACACCUAUGAGGAGGCAGCCGUCUACGUGCAGCGCCAGUUUGAGGACCUCAACCGCAACAAGGAGACCAAGGAGAUCUACUCCCACUUCACCUGUGCCACCGACACCAGCAACAUCCAGUUUGUGUUCGACGCUGUCACGGACGUCAUCAUCCAGAACAAUCUCAAGUAUAUAGGCCUCUGCUAGGACAUGGGGACUUUUAUUGGGGCGGGAGGGGGGGUGGGGGGGCAUGAGGCGUUGAGAGGUUGAGGGCAGGGGGUUGGGUGAAUUGGUGUGUGUGCAUAGAUGGGAGUUGGUGGUGGUGGGCGUGAUGGUGCAGUUAACUGCUACUACUGGGUUAGGGAGGCUGUCUGCAAAAAGCCUUCCCACUGAUGAAGAAGAGAGAGAGAGAGAGAGAGAGAGAGAGAGAGAGAGAGAGA